AUGGAGGAGCAAAGACCUCCCAAACGCCUGCGCUCAGUGGCCCCCUAUCAAGAUGGGCAUCCUCGAGAGCCAGGCCACUCUGGUGAGGGCCCCAGGGAAGCAGAUGGCCCUGCGGAACCAGGCCAUCCCUCGAAACCCUUUGCUUACGUGAAACCCAUGAGACGUGAGACCCCCGCUUUCACAGAAUCUGCUCGUCUUGCAGAGAGAGGCCGAGGCCGCCAGCGGGGCAGAAGCCGGAGGACAGAAAGAGGCCGCAGCAGGCGGGCCGGCCUCCACCGGGACCCCGGCCUCCAGGCAGGGCCGGGACACUUGCCGGGACCAGAUCUGCACGCAGAGUUCGACCACGGUGAAGACCUCGCCCACCACGUGGAGCCCGACGCCAGGCAGACCCCGUCCUUCCCUUUUACUGGCGCAGCGACGGUGCCCGGAUAUGCACUGCAGGGCCGCAGCCCGAACACGGCCUCGCUUGGGGUGGGCCUCCAGGGGCUGCCCGGCGCCUCUGGGUACUGGGUGCUCGUGGCUUCAGCCGUCUGUCCCCACAUCGGGUUCAGACCCUCGGCCGGCUCAGCGUUGUUCUUCAUGCCGACCUCCUCCGGCACCUACGUGUGUGGGGUCCCGGCGUUCUUCACCCACACUGCCCGCUGACCCCCCAUAACC
Molecule: messenger RNA, 657 nt
Organism: Diceros bicornis minor
Lineage: Eukaryota; Metazoa; Chordata; Mammalia; Perissodactyla; Rhinocerotidae
Gene: PRR20G
Product: proline rich 20G
Exons: 2
Coding region: 1-645 (214 amino acids)
Source: RefSeq, a predicted model, not a curated record